Cannabis sativa is the source of this 1618-nucleotide messenger RNA. RefSeq names its product L10-interacting MYB domain-containing protein. The coding region runs from base 490 to 1437 and encodes 315 amino acids. NCBI's taxonomy places the organism in Eukaryota, Viridiplantae, Streptophyta, Magnoliopsida, Rosales, Cannabaceae. The record is from RefSeq and is a predicted model, not a curated record. The transcript is spliced from 5 exons.
AAAAGAAAAAUCUUUAACUUAAACCUAAUUUUUCACCUUAGUUUCUUCCCACGGUUUCUCUCUCUCUCCCUCCGGCGCAGCUUACUGCCCAGUCCGGCAGAGCCCUAAUCUCAUCGUCGGAGGCCCAAAGGGACCUCAUCAAUGCCUUCGCCGUUCCCCAAAAUCCCAGAGCCUCUCCGAUCCCUGGCUAAGUGCUCCCUUUUAUUGGCUUUAAUUGUACACAACUGGUAAUCCGCAUUGUCGCCGAUGAAAUGAAUUCCCGAACCACCACCGAAGGACAUCACUACCAGAGGGGUUUACAAAGAUUCCGGGUUUACGUUCAGCUAAAGCCAUGAUCAGCUUAUUUAACGAUGCUAGGAGUGUUAUAAAGCUUGGAAGGAUUUCAAAGGUGUACCACUCGGGCUCACAUGCAUGUACCUCUUGGAACAUUUGAUUCUAAGAUCAACUCAAGUUGCCAACGAAAGAUCACACAAAUCGUUGUAGUUCUAAAUGGAGAGUGAAGCUGGUAAUCAGCCCAAGCAUGAACGUUCAAGGACAAGGUGGACAGCAUCACUUGAUAAGGUAUUUGCAGAUUUGAUUGUGAAGCAAAUUCAACUAGGCAACAGACCCAACAAUGUUUUUGACAAAAAGACAUGGAACCACGUUCGUGAUGAGUUCAAUAAGCAAACCGAUCUCAACUUCAACAAUAAUCAAUUGCGGAAGCACUUGGAUGUCUUGAGGACUCGCUUCUACAAUUUGAAGUCAAAUUAUGAUCAAAGUAACGAAUUCACUUUAGAUGAGUCAUGUUGCAUUGGUUUCGAUCUGUGGGAAGACAUAGGGCCACAACAGCCUAGGCCUGAAAAUAUCAAAGUGAAGGACUGUCCCAUAUACGAACAGCUAUGCACAAUAUUUACAGAUUCAUCAGCUGACGGGAAGUACGCUCAAUCUAGUCACUACGAAGAAUUGGACAAGUCUGCUGGAAUGGAAAAUGGGGUUUUAAGUUCACAUCCAGAAGGGGAGAUCCCUCGUUCUGAAAACCCACCGCCACCAAUGCCACCACCCCAACCGAGACCUGCACAAGUAAAUAUGUCAUCAGAAGCAAAGUUAGUUAAGGUAAUAACUGAUAGGAAAAAGAAACGUCCCUCAUCCGAGACAGAGUAUUCUAACGAUCAAUUGAGAAGAGAUCAAGAAAUGUGCGAUGCUAUGGUGCAGACCAUGUUAGACAUGCUUGCUGCUUCGAAAUCCAGGAGAGUUGCUACAUCACCCACCAGUGAUUACAGAUUCACCAUAACUAAUUGCAUCAAAGCAUUGGACGAGAUCGAAGGUAUUGAUCAACAAACCUAUUUUGCUGCAUUGGACCUCUUUGAGGACCCUAACUUAAGAGAGACUUUCUUAUCUUUGAAAGACAAAAUGAUACAGUUGACUUGGUUGCAAGGGAAGUGUGUUAAAUUAGGUUAGAAUGUAGAUGAUAAGGCCCAUUGCUCAUAGUUUAAGCAUAUUCAUAUGGUACUUACCAGUUUGUCCAUAUCAUGUUUCUUCCUUUUCUGCUUCUAGGUUAUUGCAGUUUGUUUCUGUAAGGUGUUUCUACAGUGCACCCUCGAAAAUAGGUCUAUUGAUGCAUUUUUUUGUGUUUUUGAUA